Molecule: messenger RNA, 1086 nt
Organism: Cyphellophora attinorum
Lineage: Eukaryota; Fungi; Ascomycota; Eurotiomycetes; Chaetothyriales; Cyphellophoraceae
Exons: 1
Coding region: 1-1086 (361 amino acids)
Source: RefSeq, a predicted model, not a curated record
AUGAAUGGCAGCGGCGCUCACAUGACGAAGCCCAAAGGUGCUCUCCUUGUGGGCUCGGUCCCUCUGACCUCGAGAGAGGAAGUCUUUCGCACUGUAUCUUCCGUGCUUCCCGGCCGACUGCACAGCAUCCCAGACGGUGAGACUGGCGAACGACAAAGUUUCGUCUGGUGGCAAGCAGCAGCCUUCAAGGACUACCCGGACAUAUCAUUCGCUAAGACCUUCGACAAAGAUACUCUUCUCCUCUCAGACGCCGCCCUCGACAACACUCUGGCAAAGAUCGAAAGGAAGGGAGGCAUCAAGACUGGCUACGACGACCAUGCCCUAGCAUCCUACAAGUCGUUCAUCGAACUCCGCGAGGAGGGCGUCAUACCUAAGGAUGUCAAGUUCCAAGUCUGCCUGCCAACGCCUCUGAAUGCUCUCAUGAUGAUAACACCAGCCUAUCGCGUCCGGCUUGAGCCCCUCUACACAGCGGCACUGCUGAAGGCGCUCGACAACGUUCAGUCAACCAUACCAGCUGACGACCUGGUAAUUCAAUGGGACUGCGCUCGCGAAUUCGCGCUCCUGGAGGGUCUUGAAGAUCCGAUCCUCACGCCAGGCUUCGACGAGUCGAUGGCGGAACGUGAAGGAGCUAUCAGCGCCCGCAUCGCGUCGCUCGUCAACGCUGUCCACCCUGACGUCGAAGUUGGUGUGCAUUGCUGCUAUGGCGAUAGCAAACACACACAUUUUAUUGAGCCCAAAGACUUAAGCAUAGCUGUCAGUCUGGUCAAUCUGAUUGCGCAGAACGUGAGCCGUCCGAUCAACUAUAUCCACAUGCCAGUACCUAAGGACAUAGACAGCCAGCCAUAUCUGGCACCACUGUCAACUUUGGACCAUUUGCUACAACAACAAAGAACGAAGGUAUAUCUCGGCGUCGUUCAUGCAGAAGAUAGUGAAGGUACGCAAGCAAGGAUUGAGACCGCAUCAGAGCUGCUUGGCAAGAUGGGUGUGAACUUCGGACUCUCGACAGAGUGUGGGUUGGGAAGAACUCCAGGAGACCAGAUUCCAGGGAUCCUGAAGCUCAUGCACGAUAGUACGGGCCUUCUUUGA